This is a messenger RNA of Penaeus monodon (black tiger shrimp), 2950 nucleotides long. RefSeq lists its product as uncharacterized. Lineage: Eukaryota; Metazoa; Arthropoda; Malacostraca; Decapoda; Penaeidae. The coding region runs from base 135 to 2525 and encodes 796 amino acids. The record is from RefSeq and is a predicted model, not a curated record. The transcript is spliced from 7 exons.
CUCCAGUCAGUUAUCAACCUUUGCCAGAUGUGUCAAAACCUUUAACUAUAAAUUCGGAAAAAAAACUGUCUCCGAGGAAUUACUGGUGCGCUAAAUACAUGCCGAGAUAGUGGAUCAUCAGUGUGACUUUCAUUAUGGCAGACGCAGAGGUCAAAACACCCGGUGAAGUCGCUCGCACGCUCGUUGACGUCGAACAUGUGAAGUCAGCUCUAAAAGCAGACAAAGGCAUCGACGCCCACCUCGUCUCCUGGGCUCUGAGGGACUUCACGAAGAAGGACGAUAACCUCACCAGCGUCGUGACGAGUAUCGACGUCGAGUACAGCCUGCAAGGAGUCGAGAACCAGACGUCAUCGUACGUGGUGAAGAUCAACCCCAGUCUGAAGGAGAAUGAGUACGAGAGCUUCACGCACCAGAUUUUCACGAAGGAGGCGAGCUUCUUGAGGGACCUGGCGCCGAAGCUGUCGUCGCUGAUGGAGGCCGGGGGACAACGCCCCUUUGCCUUUCCUGCGCAUCUCUUCUCCAAACUGGACGAGGGGCGCGAGUUAAUCAUCAUGGAGGACCUCCGUCGACGAGGCUUCAAGACCCGGGACCGCCUCGUGAGCAUGGACGUCACGCACACGACCCUCGUCAUGCAGGAACUGGCGAGGAUUCACGCCGCCUCGUUUCUCCUGCAGGACAGACAGCCCACCAAAAAACUGGCGGACACCUACGAGUUCCUGAAGGCGGACUGGGCCACUUUCACCGGCGAAAAACGAGCCACUUUCCAGACCAUGUUCUCUGACUGUAUGGCUGACGCGGUGACUAUUCUGGAGAAGGUUGGAGGUUAUGAAAAGGUGAUUGACUGGAUGAAGAGGAGUCAGGCAUCUUGCAUGGACGUGAUGGAAGCCCAGGUGUCCAAAGCAUACCCGUUUGAGGUUCUGUGCCACGGAGAUUUCUGGACUUGUAAUCUGAUGUUUAGAAAACCGAACUUGGAGACGUUUCUGAAAGCUUACCACGCCUCCUUUGCGGACACGAUGGCUGCCUGUGGUACCGACGUGCCUUUUAGCUUGCAAGAGUUGAAGGAUGAAUACAAGAAGAGGCUGAAAUACGGACUGUACUUUUCCAUCAUGGACGUUCCUAUGAUCCUGACAGACGCGUCGGAUGUCCCCUUAGGCGAGGAUUUUCUGCAGAAGUGUUAUAUAGAGAUGAAUGCACGUACCCAGCCUGAUCAACCAAGCCAACGGCAGUGCAGAGGCAUCCAGACUGCCUUCGGGUGGCGUUCCUCUUCACCUUCGGAGACAAUGGAGCCCAACGGUGCAGCGGCCGAACUUCGUCCGCGCGAGAUCACGCAGGAGAGUGUCGCGGCGGCGCUCAGGAACGACAAGGGAAGCGACGCUCGCCUCGUCUCCUUCGCGGUCCAGGAAUGCACCAAGAAAGGGGACAACUACGCGACGCUUGUGGCCAGAGUUAUUGUGAAUUACACGCUUUGUGAAACUGACCACAAGGCUUCUUAUGUGGUGAAGUACAACCCCAGACAUUUUAAAGCAUUUGAAAAGUUCGCUUCGGUUAUGUUUAGAAAGGAAACACUUUUUUACCAAUAUCUCGCGCAGGAAAUCCAGUCACAGUUACAAGAAGCUGGACAAACUCCUCUAAGAGUUCCUCGGUGUUUCCAUACUUCCUUAAAAAUAAAUCAAGAAGUUAUCUUCCUGGAGGACCUUCAGCUUAGAGGAUUCAGGAUGUUCGACCGCAAGAAAGGCAUGGACGUCGCCCACACCAAGCUCGUCCUCGAGGAACUGGCCAGACUCCACGCAGCCUCGUACCUCCUCAAGGCCAAGAUCCCAGACCUUGCCGAGAAGUACCCAGUCCUGAGUCUGGAUUGGCUCAACUAUGCCGAUGAAGCAAGGGAUGUUAUGUUCAAGACAUUUUCCAAGCAGAUGGACACAGUUAAAGAUAUGCUGAAUAAAGUGGGAGGGUACGAAGUGGCGGAGAACUGGCUCAGCAGAAACAGGGAGAGAGUAUUAGAGAUACUGGACAUCAGUUCUGAAAGAGUUCCGCCUUUUGACGUGUUGUGCCACGGUGACUGCUGGAACAAUAACAUGCUCUUCAGAUAUAAUGAAGAAGAGGUUCCUGUAGAGGUUAUGUUACUAGACCUACAGAUGUGCCGCCAAACAUCCCUCGCCACCGACCUCACCUACCUCUUCCACACAAGUCUAGAAGGUCACGUAAGGAAGACAAACGUCGAGACAUUUCUAGACACCUACUUCUCGGCUUUUCUCGGUGUUACAGAAGCGGGGAAGACUGCCAUGCCCUUCUCCCGGCAGGAGCUUCGACAGGAGUACAAGAACCACCUUGAAUAUGGCCUGCUGCUAGCACUAAUGGUGACUGUAAUGGUUAUCUGCGAAGGAGACGUCAACAAGGAGGACCAGGAAAGUUUUUCAGAUUCAGUAAGAGAUAUUUUAGAUGAUCUGGUUUCAUCAUCUCCUAUAUUACGCCCGCGAUUCCUUUGUAUGUUUGACGAAAUGAUGGAAAAUGGAAUCAUUCAAUGAUUCAAAGCCUGGGUUACACCUCCCUUGGAUUCAUGUAGUCUGCUUACUGGUUUUUCUCUUUCCUUUUUGAUGUAUGACGAAUGAAAAAGAUAACAUUAUUGUUACUGUAACUAUUGUUGUUACUUGUCUGUUGAUCAUCAUCACCAACAUAUUAACAUAUUAAGUUUCAAAUUUUAGUAUUCCAUCAGUAUUACAAUAUUCAACAAAUAAGUUAAUUCAUAAAAAAAGUCUGUUACCGAGUCUCAAAUAAGUUAUAUAUAGUUUUCCUUAUAAAGAUGUAAAAGAAAAUGGACAGCAUACCUUUAGCUAGAGGUAUUUAAAAGACCGCAUAACAAAAUAUGUAUUCAUUAUGAUAUAAACCUCAUACUCUUUUCGUUGUUAAAACUGUUUCCAAUUACACUGUGAAAAAAUAUUAGAAAAGGUUA